Molecule: messenger RNA, 1550 nt
Organism: Mytilus trossulus (common blue mussel)
Lineage: Eukaryota; Metazoa; Mollusca; Bivalvia; Mytilida; Mytilidae
Exons: 4
Coding region: 132-1040 (302 amino acids)
Biological process (GO): regulation of DNA-templated transcription
Molecular function (GO): DNA-binding transcription factor activity
Source: RefSeq, a predicted model, not a curated record
ACAGUGAAUCGAGCCCAUCCACAACGUACGCCAUUUUCAUGCAGACACGGGAAAGAAACAAAGGGUUUUAAAUUAAACUCAAGUUGAAGUUAACUGCAGUAAACUGUUAAGCUCCCUGGUUUGCCUUAAUCAUGUCAUAUAUAGAUUCUUUUGGUAUCAAUGACAAUAUCACAACUGAUUCCAAAUCCUGCUCAAGUGAUGAUUUAUUUGACGGUAUUUUAGGCGAUUUCACCCUUGUGAACGACGGAACACGUGAAAGUACAGCAUCAGACGAACAACUAAUUACACAUUUGACAGGUUCCUUUCACAACUCAGAACCGAACACAACAAAACAUUCUGUACAAUACUUAAAAUCAGAAACUACAUGUAUGUCAAAAAAUGCUAUUCUUGCACGAGAAAAUAGACAAAAGAAGAAGGAAUAUGUCACAAAUUUGGAAGCAAGUGUUGAAAAAUUGCAUGUCCAAAAUUCCAACUUGAUGUCAAAGAUGGGGACAAUGGAAUCCGAAAUGUCAGAUUUAGUGGCUGAGGUAGAAUAUCUAAAAGGUGUAAUUGCUAAUCAGAGCACUCUUUCAAAGCUGAUUGGCUCAGUUUGUUCCACUCCUGGUGUACGCUUUUAUUCCUCAUUUAAAGUAAACAAUAAUUGUCCAACAAAUGUAAGCAAGGAUGAAAAUGACAAUACAAAUCUAAGAAAACGUAAAAGUUCAGUAUUUGAUGGGUCCGGUGAAAAUCAGGAAAACAUAGAAUCUCCUACCGUGAAGAAAGCUGUACGAAGAUCAACAAGAAAUAUUAUUGGUAGUUAUAGUGUUAGCAAUUCUGAAACGCAGGAAAAAACGACAAAAGAAAACUCUGAAAAUCAGGAAAAUAAGACAAUUAUCAACUCUGAAAAUCUGAUGAACGGAAUUUGCCUUCAUGUCGCGGGAGAUGCAGUGUCAUUGGAGUUCUGUGCUACCUGUUCAAAGAUGGCUACAAACACAAAGAAAGCAGCAAAUGUGUCAGCUUCACAUGUACUGAGAGAAAAAGUUUGGAAAAGAAAGAAAUGAAUUUCUCAAAACGGUGGAGUAUUAAUCAAAUGUUGAUGACCAUAACUCAGGUGAUUUGAGAAGCGAUAUCUCAAAUAGAGAAGCGAUUAUAUUAUAUAUAAGAUUGAUACAAAUGUUUGGGGAGUAGUGGCAAAAGCAUUAAUGCCAUCUUCCUGGAGUAUUAAGAGUGGCAGAGACCUCCAUAACACCUGCCUGGAGGUCAAACAGUGGCAGAGACCUCCAUAACACCUGCCUGGAGGUCAAACAGUGGCAGAGGCUUUCAGAGCAAUUGUCUGGAGAAAGAAACUAGCUGUUUAACAGAAUGUAUUUGAAAAUAUAUUUAACACAAAAACAAUAGAGUAAAUUUUAAUGUUCUACCUUUGUAGAUAAUAAGAUUGAAAACUUAUUGUGAAUUAAUAUGGAAUUGAGUGUUUAUAUUUAAGUAAAGGAAUUGCAAUUGGAACAAAAACAUAACAAAUGAAUUUUAAGAAACAGCACACACAAAUAAAAUUUUGAAUCAAAUCAUUAAAA